Messenger RNA from Staurois parvus, 451 nucleotides. NCBI's taxonomy places the organism in Eukaryota, Metazoa, Chordata, Amphibia, Anura, Ranidae. The record is from the annotation of a GenBank genome assembly.
CUCGAUGCCCGUUGUCGUGCCAGAUGACUCGGUGCCCGCUGUCGUGCCAGAUGACUCGGUGCCCGCUGUCGUACCAGAUGCCUCGGUGCCCGCUGUCGUGCCAGAUGCCUCGGUGCCCGCUGUCGUGCCUGUUGCCUCGGUGCCCGCUGUCGUGCCUGAUGCCUCAGUGCCCGCCGUCGUGCCUGAUGACUCGGUGCCCGUUGUCAAGCUUGAUGACUCAGUGCCCGCUGUCGAGCUUGGUGAACCGGUGCCCGCUGUUGUGCCAAAUGACUCGGUUCCCGCUGUCGAGCUUGGUGAACUGGUGCCCGCUGUCGUGCCUGAUGCCUCGGUGCCCGCUGUCGUGCCUGAUGGCUCGGUGCCCGCUGUCGAGCCUGAUGCCUCAGUGCCCGCUGUCGUGCCAGAUGACUCGGUGCCCGCUGUCGAGCUUGGUGAACCGGUGCCCGCUGUCAUG